AUGGCUGACUCCUCAAAUACAGUCGUCACUCUUGCGUCCGAUCUCUGGAAGAGGGCAACAGCUGCGGGCCAGGGCGGCUUAUUGACAGGAGUAAAUCCCUCAACAUUCACCACCUCAGAUCCCCUGAGGUUAUGGAUAAUACAAAUGGGCAUAAUUAUCAUGAUGGCGCAGCUGCUGUCACUUGGUUUGGGCAGGAUCAAACAGCCGAAAGUCAUCGCUGAAGUCCUUGGUGGAAUUCUCCUUGGCCCUACUGCAAUGGGACGAAUACCUGGUUUCACCGAGCACAUCUUCCCCCCUCAAUCUCUCCCAUAUCUCUCCCUCGUUGCCAAUAUUGGCCUCUGCCUCUUUCUCUUCAUAAUUGGUCUUGAAAUCGACGGAAGCAUAAUCAAGCGUAGUGUUCGUAGAUCUGUGUUCAUUGCACUCUCUGCCAUGGCCUUGUCCUUUGGUCUCGGUGCUGCCAUCUCUGUGCCACUCUACCACAACUUCAUUCCUUCUUCUGUCAAGUUUACAAACUUCAUGCUUUUCACUGGCGUGUCGUUUGCCAUAACCGCUUUUCCAGUUCUUUGUCGCAUCCUCACCGCACUGAAGCUUCUAGACACAACGGUCGGCGUCGUCGUUCUGUCAGCUGGCGUGUGCAAUGAUGUAGUCGGUUGGAGUCUUCUGGCACUAGCGGUGGCCCUCGUUAAUGCGACAUCUGGGCUUACGGCUCUAUGGAUCCUGCUGACAUGCGUGGCAUUUAUAAUAUUUCUCAUGUGGCCGGUCAGAAUCGCGCUGCUGUGGUUUGCCAGAUUCACAGGAAGUACGGAAAACGGACCUACUAUGUUCUUCAUGACAGUUACCAUCUUAAUAUUCUGGGCAUGUUCGUUUUUUACGGACAUUGUGGGCGUCAAUGCUAUUUUGGAUGUAGGGGCGUUCCUGUCAGGACUAAUUGUUCCCCGCGAAGGCGGUCUUGCUAUUGCAUUAACGGAGAAGCUCGAAGAUAUGGUGUCAAUCAUUUUUUUACCUUUGUACUUCACAAUCUCUGGCUUAAAUACUAACCUUGGAUUGCUUGACGAUGGUAUCACUUGGGCAUUCACCAUCGCAAUUAUAUGUCUGGACUUUUCUGGAAAAUUCACUGCAUGUACGAUCACUGCGCGGAUAUCCGGAAUGAGUUGGCGAGAGUCAGGCACCGUCGGAUCAUUAAUGAGUUGCAAAGGUCUCGUCGAAUUGAUCGUACUCAAUAUCGGGCUUGCUGCCAACAUUCUCACCCAAAGGGUGUUCUCGAUGUUUGUCUUCGAGGCGUUGGUCCUAACGUUCAUGACUACACCCCUCGUCUCUAUACUUUAUCCUCCCGAACGCCGGAUUCGUGCGCCAGUUGGAGGUGUUUCACGGGCAUCAACUGGAGAUCCAGACGAAGACAAGAGCGAUCGCAAGUUUUCCGUGACUGAGGAUCAACCAUGGCGCUCCCGCUUUACCGUUAUCCUCGACAAAUUUGAUCACAUGUCCGGAAUGUUAGUGGCCACUCAACUGGUGUGCCUGCCUUCUCCUGAAUCACCUUCCAUCGCCGCUAUCCGAUCAACUGCGUCAACGAGGGCAUCUGCGAAGAUGAAAAUGCCCGAGGUCAGCGUGGACGCUCUCCGUUUAGUUGAGUUAUCGGACCGUACCUCAGACGUCAUGAAGUCCUCAGCGGUUGACACCCUUAUUUACACCGACCCGCUCCUGAGUGUGUUCCGCACCUUUGGGGAACUCAAUGAUAUACCUGUUUCACUCUCGCUUUCAGUUGUACCUCAUGACGACAUGCCGGGCACUGUGGCUGACCACGCCAAAAGAUACGGAUCCCAGCUCCUCCUCCUGCCGUGGCUAUCGCCAUCGUCCAAUACAAGUGAAGAUCUGAUUGGCCCGCAUGGUCAAAAAAUCGAAUUGAAUCCAUUCGAAGCCUUUUUUGGCGGAUCAAAACACACUGCAAAGUCCGCAGCUGUGAUCCAUUCACAGUUUGUGCGCAGAGUAUUUGCAGAGAGCAAGACGGAUGUUGCGCUCUUCAUCGAUCCGGUCGGUUCCGGCACUGGGAGUGCGAGGCACAUAUUUUUCCCAUUCUUCGGCGGUCCAGAUGAUCGGCUUGCACUUGAGUUCGUAGUGCAGCUUUGUACUAAUCCCAGAAUGAGUGCGACGGUUGUUAGGAUGUCAAAAAGUAGUGCUGAGAGUGCUGCGGUUGAAAGACCGUCGCUCGCUCAUCUAGAGGAAAAAGCGAGUUUACAUGUGCCGGAUCUAGGAUACCAAACAUCUGUCCCUUCGAAUUUUGCUUUUCAAGACACCUUUUACGGUCAGGCCAACACGGAAAUGCAGUUUCAAUCUGAGACUGCCAAUAAUUUCGUGUGGGCGCGAUAUGCCAACUCUCAAAUUUCAGAUGAAACACCCUCCUCGUUGAGAGCUGCCCUUUCCCGAAUCAAAUUCUCCGAGUAUUCAUCGCCUUUACCGCUACAUUCUGCUAUCCAGCUUGCAUCUGGGCAUAAGCCUGUUCUGGUGGUGGUUGGGCGCUCGAGGCGCCUUGCGGGAGAGGAUCACACAUCAGAGCUGCGCCAGUUCCUCGAGGAGCGAGGCUGUGUGGGGCAAGAUGUUAUUAAGAAGACCAUUGGCGAUCCUGCCACUGCGUUUGUUGCCUCGGGAUGUGCAUCCGCUAUCGUGGUUCUCCAGGCUCCGAAUAUUGAUACUUGAUGUGAGGGAAUGUCCAACUUAUAUCUGAGAUUAUUGCUUCUUAUCUCGGUGUAUAUACCACUGUACUGUGUAUAUGGUACUAUCUAAUGUCUUUCGAUCUUAGUAGCAGCGGUUUAAUACCACCGCAUCACUACUUGUAUAACAGUCGAGUUCACGGUUACCUUGGCGGAUUGGUUCCCAGUCACUGUGGUGGCCCCCGUCCGCGUUGAAGUCUGAA
Molecule: messenger RNA, 2908 nt
Organism: Suillus bovinus
Lineage: Eukaryota; Fungi; Basidiomycota; Agaricomycetes; Boletales; Suillaceae
Product: Sodium/hydrogen exchanger family-domain-containing protein
Exons: 9
Coding region: 1-2691 (896 amino acids)
Biological process (GO): proton transmembrane transport
Cellular component (GO): membrane
Molecular function (GO): antiporter activity
Source: RefSeq, a predicted model, not a curated record